This is a messenger RNA of Gorilla gorilla gorilla (western lowland gorilla), 2663 nucleotides long. It is a transcript of the gene HTR5A, whose product is annotated as 5-hydroxytryptamine receptor 5A. Gene Ontology annotation, biological process: adenylate cyclase-activating adrenergic receptor signaling pathway; positive regulation of MAPK cascade. The record is from RefSeq and is a predicted model, not a curated record. Gene Ontology annotation, cellular component: plasma membrane. Lineage: Eukaryota; Metazoa; Chordata; Mammalia; Primates; Hominidae. The coding region runs from base 557 to 1630 and encodes 357 amino acids. Gene Ontology annotation, molecular function: G protein-coupled serotonin receptor activity. The transcript is spliced from 2 exons.
GCAGCCUCCGAAGGGGUGGUGGGGGCAACAGGGACAGAAGGCAGGUCCCAGAAAGCAGGUCCCCCCAAAACUGGCUUCCCUAGCACGGAGUUAAGGCUGCAGCCGGCUGCCUAGAGAGAAGGGUGGGCAGGGAGGCAACGCGGUGAGAGCGACUGCUCUGACGCACCAGCCCCUCUCCUGCACCCACAAGCUGCUGGCCGCCCAGCUUCUCCCCGAUCUGGGAGAUGCUCGGCUCUGGGCAGCCAAACAGCCUUUCCACCAAGGCGAGGAGCCCUGGGCUCCUGACAGCUUAGGCGGGCCCUGGCUGCGACACGCAGCCCCUCGCCUCUGCUUCCUUAGCCUCUGAGGGCUUCAGACCUGCCGCGCUUGCAGCCACACCAUCUCCAACGGAGGCUCACUAGCAGGAAAUUGGGGCCAAAUUCACAGGCACUUUCCAGAAACUCCCCCACUGGCCAGAGGUUGCAAACAUCCGGAUUGGCUCUGGGCACAGUGGCCGCCUUAAGUCCUCCUGAACACCCCUUCUGCAAGUACCCCAGGCCGGUCUCCUGACCCAGAGAUGGAUUUACCUGUGAACCUAACCUCCUUUUCCCUCUCCACCCCCUCCCCUUUGGAGACCAACCACAGCCUCGGCAAAGACGACCUCCGCCCCAGCUCGCCCCUGCUCUCGGUCUUCGGAGUGCUUAUUCUCACCUUGCUGGGCUUUCUGGUGGCGGCGACGUUCGCCUGGAACCUGCUGGUGCUGGCGACCAUCCUCCGUGUACGCACCUUCCACCGCGUGCCCCACAACCUGGUGGCAUCCAUGGCCAUCUCGGAUGUCCUGGUGGCCGCGCUGGUCAUGCCGCUGAGCCUGGUGCACGAGCUGUCCGGGCGCCGCUGGCAGCUAGGUCGGAGGCUGUGCCAGCUUUGGAUCGCGUGCGACGUGCUUUGCUGCACGGCCAGCAUCUGGAACGUGACGGCCAUAGCCCUGGACCGCUACUGGUCCAUCACGCGCCACAUGGAAUACACGCUCCGCACCCGCAAGUGCGUCUCCAACGUCAUGAUCGCGCUCACCUGGGCGCUCUCCGCUGUCAUCUCUCUGGCCCCGCUGCUUUUUGGCUGGGGAGAGACGUACUCUGAGGGCAGCGAGGAGUGCCAGGUAAGCCGCGAGCCUUCCUACGCCGUGUUCUCCACCGUAGGCGCCUUCUACCUGCCGCUCUGUGUGGUGCUCUUCGUGUACUGGAAGAUCUACAAGGCUGCCAAGUUCCGCGUGGGCUCCAGGAAGACCAAUAGCGUCUCACCCAUAUCCGAAGCUGUGGAGGUGAAGGACUCUGCCAAACAGCCCCAGAUGGUGUUCACGGUCCGCCACGCCACCGUCACCUUCCAGACAGAAGGGGACACGUGGCGGGAGCAGAAGGAGCAGCGGGCCGCCCUCAUGGUGGGCAUCCUCAUUGGCGUGUUUGCGCUCUGCUGGAUCCCCUUCUUUCUCACCGAGCUCAUCAGUCCCCUCUGCUCCUGUGACAUCCCCGCCAUCUGGAAAAGCAUCUUCCUGUGGCUUGGCUACUCCAACUCCUUCUUUAACCCCCUGAUCUAUACAGCUUUCAACAAGAAUUACAACAGCGCCUUCAAGAACUUCUUUUCUAGGCAACACUGAGGGAGAGGACCAGGAUUGAAAGAAGUUUCUUCCCAUAAUUCAGUGGAAUUCCCAGUUCAUCCAUUUCCCAUCCCCACCCAACAGCCAUGUGGACUGGAUGAAUCCUCACCAUUCUCCAGGGUCAUCUUCAGAACUGCACUGGCCUCUUUUCCACCUCCUCAGUAGGAAUAUGACUCCUCACAGAGUUUUGGUGACAUGAUGUAUCUAACUUAUCUGCUAUCCCUUUCUCUGUGCUGACAGUCAUGGUCUUUGCCCGCAAAGUGUCCUUUCCUCCCCAAAUUCACUCUGGCAUGGUGAUCGACAUUGUCUUAAAUAAGUCAAACAAGGCAAAUAAGAAGGAGGAGGUAAAACAAUAUGGGCAGAUUGAGAUUGAAUAGAAAAGAAUGAACAAGUCAUGAUGUAGACCUCUGAGGGUAGGAGACCACAGUUCCAGGCUUUCUGGCACAGUCCCCAUUUCAAAUAUUCUCCUCUGUGGUCCUAGUACAUAUACCCUAAUACCGAUGGGGUAUGACCCAAGAGUUGACCACAAAGCACUGUCUCCAAAUAUAUUAAAGUACAUAGUCCUAUCCAUGAGAGCAGGGAAUCUUAGCUUUAAGAUUUUGUUUGUGGCAACCACACACACACAUACACACACACACACAACUAUGAAAGAGGCAGGUGUUCUAGCUGGCUAGUUUACUCCAAAAUGCAAUCCGUUGACAUGAAACAGGCACUGAGGGGCCGGGCGCGGUGGCUCACGCCUGUAAUCCCAGCACUUUGGGAGGCCGAGGCGGGUGGAUCACGAGGUCAGGAGAUCGAGACCAUCCUGGCUAACACAGUGAAACCCCGUCUCUACUAAAAAAAAUACAAAAAAAUUAGCCGGGCGUGGUGGCGGGCGCCUGUAGUCCCAGCUACGCGGGAGGCUGAGGCAGGAGAAUGGCGUGAACCCGGGAGGCGGAGCUUGCAGUGAGCCGAGAUCGCGCCACUGCACUCCAGCCUGGGCGACAGAGCGAGACUCUGUCUCAAAAAAAAAAAAAAAAAAAAAAAAAAGAAA